CACCUCUCACUCGCACACCCCACGCACGCGCGCGCAGAGCUACACAGCUAGCGGACGACGAUGGCGCUCGUCUCCUCCUCCUCCUCCUCCCCCGCCGCCGUCGCGGCGCUCCCCAGCAACGGGCUCGCCGGCGCGCGGACCUCCUUCCUCGGCGGCGCCGCCGGCAGGGCGGCGGCGGCGCGGCCGUCGUUCGCCGUGCGCGCCGCGGCGCCCGAGAGGCCCAUCUGGUUCCCCGGGAGCACCCCUCCCCCGUGGCUCGACGGCAGCCUCCCGGGCGACUUCGGCUUUGAUCCCUGGGGCCUCGGAUCGGACCCGGAGAGCUUGCGGUGGAACGUGCAGGCGGAGCUGGUGCACUGCCGGUGGGCGAUGCUGGGCGCGGCGGGGAUCUUCAUCCCGGAGCUCCUGACCAAGAUCGGCAUCCUCAACACCCCGUCGUGGUACACGGCCGGCGAGCAGACCUACUUCGCCGACACCACCACGCUCUUCAUCGUCGAGCUCAUCCUCAUCGGAUGGGCCGAGGGCCGCCGGUGGGCCGACAUCAUCAAGCCCGGUUGCGUCAACACCGACCCCAUCUUCCCCAACAACAAGCUCACCGGCACCGACGUCGGGUACCCUGGUGGUCUGUGGUUUGACCCGCUCGGCUACGGCUCCGGCUCGCCGGAGAAGAUCAAGGAGCUGCGCACCAAGGAGAUCAAGAACGGCCGUCUCGCCAUGCUCGCCGUCAUGGGCGCGUGGUUCCAGGCAGAGUACACCGGCACCGGCCCCAUUGACAACCUCUUCGCCCACCUCGCUGACCCCGGCCACGCCACCAUCUUCCGGGCCUUCACCCCGAACUAAGGAGCACGUUGGAGUUAGCAACGACUAAUCCGAAGAGUGUGCUGCCAUGGGGAAGAAGAAUGCUGGCAAAAUUAAUUUGCUUUUUUUGGGGAGAAUGGACUGGAUGAUGGUAUGUAAUUGUGGAACAAUGCAUGCUUGUUGGAUGUGUACUUGUACUAUGGUGUAACCAAUGUAAAAAAUGGAUACGUUUAGAUCGAAGCUAUAUUCUCAUCGUUGAA
Molecule: messenger RNA, 1055 nt
Organism: Brachypodium distachyon (stiff brome)
Lineage: Eukaryota; Viridiplantae; Streptophyta; Magnoliopsida; Poales; Poaceae
Product: chlorophyll a-b binding protein 7, chloroplastic
Exons: 4
Coding region: 61-837 (258 amino acids)
Biological process (GO): response to light stimulus; photosynthesis, light harvesting in photosystem I
Cellular component (GO): membrane
Source: RefSeq, a predicted model, not a curated record